This is a messenger RNA of Pecten maximus, 1119 nucleotides long. RefSeq lists its product as uncharacterized. The transcript has 2 exons. The coding region runs from base 289 to 927 and encodes 212 amino acids. The record is from RefSeq and is a predicted model, not a curated record. NCBI's taxonomy places the organism in Eukaryota, Metazoa, Mollusca, Bivalvia, Pectinida, Pectinidae.
UAUGUCUUGAACAGUCAAUUGUAGCUACUGCAUUGGCCGAGUGGUUAAGGUGUCCCGACACUUUAUCACUAUAAGAUCUCCACCUAUGGGUUGUGAGUUCUAAACCCGCAUUGGACAUUUACCAGGUACUGAUAGUAGGUCCUCUAUACUGACGGUAGGUCGUCAGGUUUUUUCUAUGUAUUCCGGUCUUCCUCCACCUCCAAAAACCAGCACGCCCAUAAAUGACCAUGGUUGUUAAAAUGAAAUGAACCAAUUCUUGUCUCUUAUAUCUAAUGCGAUGUGAAUAAUAUGACAAACUAUUAUAUAAUCUAUGAAAACUACAAUUUUGGAAGACCUAGUUGUUAUUCUAGUGCACAUUGGUGGGUUUUUCAGGUUCAGAGAAUUAUUCCUCGCGUACGACAAUGCUUGAUGGAAACACUUGUGCCGACACACCUUGGAUUUGGCCAUUUAGCCCACAACGACUUUAUUGAAAAACACACGACGCCAAUUGCCAAGGAGCUGUUUACGACAGGAAAAGAAGCCGUCCUUGUACUCGAUGGGACAUACCUAUACAUACAAAAGAGUAUGGACUACAAAUUCCAGAGGAUGUCCUACUCACUACAUAAGAACAGGCCAUUGGUAAAGCCUAUGAUGGUGGUAGGAACAGAUGGAUACAUCCUGAGUGUACUGGGUCCAUACCUGGCUGACUACGGCAACAACGACGCCAGCAUCACCAAGCAUGUACUGAACCACAACCUUGAAGAGAUUCGGACAUGGUUGAAGAAAGAUGACGUCUUCAUUGUUGACCGUGGGUUCAGAGACGCUGUGGAAUACUUGGAAAAGAUCGGAUUGAAGGUAGAAAUGCCCGCUUAUCUGGCCAAAGGGAAAAAACAACACACUACGGAAGAGUCCAACUUGUCCCGGUUGGUGACAAAGGUAAAUUGUUGAAGAAUUUGCGAUGAAUGGCAACUGAUAAAGUAUUCAGGUUUUAAACACAUUUUUUACUGGAUACUAACAUUUUUAGAUAACAUUUGUCAACAAUACGUGUGUGAAAAUGUUGAAAUAGCCUUUAUCAGUGAUUACAUAAUAUGUACCAUGUACUUCGUUAAUUGUCUGUAUACUUAGUCAGUUGUUUGAUCU